UCAAUUGUACUGUAGCUGCAAUAAAGCCUAAUGUUUGUGAAUGAACUACCUUGAGCUAUUCAAUCUACUAAGUAAAUCCAAGGGCCUCGUCCGCCAUCUAAAGCGAUGAAUUAUAUAAAAUCGAUUAAUUCACAUGUAAAAACGGCGUCUACAUCAAAUUUAAUUAACUCUGUUAGAAAAAAUUCCCGAAAUCCCUACGCUAAAUUCUUGGACAAGUGCAUCCGAAGCCCGAUUAUAGUAAUACCGGAAAGCAACAAGGUCGACAUUAUAGGACCACCUAAUUCACAAUCGAAUUUACGUCCGAUCAUACGUCAGCAAUUGCCCAAGGAGACCGUUCUGCAGCAAAAACUGCGAACGUUUCAAGAUGAAACUCAGGCGUGGAACGAAGACUUUUGGAGUAAACACAACGUUAAAUUUUUGCAGCAAAAGGAGGAGUUCGUGAAAUCGUCCGAAAGCGCGCAGCCACUUUCCUCUGACGAAAUGAGCCAGUUUUACAAGAAGUUCCUCGACGAUAACUGGAAAUCCCACGUGUCGUACAACUUUGAGUGGUACAAAAGGAAUUUUCGCAUAUUAUAUCUCGCACUUCGAGUGAGCUUGGAACGGUUCAAGAAAGUAUCAAGGUGAUCUGGUAAAACAAAAGAGAAUUGGUCACAAAAUGAAGUGCGUAAUAUUAGUGACACUUGCAAUUUUUGCAACGAAUUGUGAGAUUAUCAAUAAAUCGGUUAUUAGAAAUGUUCGAUUCUUCGGAGGGUUACAUGUCAAAGAAGAAAUUCGUAUCAUAAUGCUCAACAAUGGGACGCAAUCCGUGGAUCAUUUUCGUUAUUGGUUAGAUCCUAAUGUUGUCAAUUUCAUUGUUAAAUUCUCUGGUGAAAACGGCACACUGACUCACGAAACCACAACUGAAGCACCUGACGAAUUUCGUGUCAAUUUACAAUCUAACUUUAAACCCGGUCACGUGCUUAAAGUAGUAGUGAACUUGAUCAGUUUCGGUCAAGUUGUUCCCGUGCAAAAUACUCUGAUGGGUCCUCAUCAGUCUGUGGUGUACAGAGGAAACGUGGGCUUUUAUUCCGGUUACAAAACGUCUAUCGCAACAAGUUCCUUUACUUUAAAACCUGAAGGGAUGAAAGCGUUACAGAUUAGCCCAUCUCCACUGUACCAGUUGGAGGGCAGUGUGGAGUAUAUCACAAAAAAUAUCAGCCCUCUUAGCCUUACACGCUUGACAGUUGCCUAUCAAGAUAAUACCCCCCUCAUUACGAUUUUAUCAUUGAAGCGACUUAUCACGGUUUCACAUUUUGGCAAAAUUUUUGUUUCUGAUCAAGUGAGUGUGAAAAACGAAGGAAGGUUUAAUUCUUCAUUUCCUUACAUGAACGUGAACAACUUUGACUGGUGGUGGUAUACGCACUUACCUGCAACUGCAGAUGACGUGGGAUACUUUGACGAACUGGGAAAUAGCAGCAAAUCUACGCUUCUACACUACAAAAAUUACAAAACUUUAAAGUUUCAACCCCGCUAUCCGCUGCUAAAUGGGUGGAAAACGAGUUACGUCAUCAGAUACAGUGUGCCCUCCGUUCAUUACUUGUGGAAUCAUGUCGACGAGUUUUCAUUGAAGAUGAGAGCAGUUGAUCAUAUCUUCGAUGAUGUGCUUAUUAAGGAUGCGAUCGUGAAGGUUCUUUUACCUGAAGGUGCGACGAUUAUUAAUGUAACAUUGCCUGGCUUAUUUACAAAGUUUGAUGUGGGCCAAUCAACGUUUGGAAGACCACAAAUCAUAUUUGGCGCAAAGAGUGUAUUUGAAAGCUUUGAAGAUUUUCACAUUCAGUAUUUUCUGCCAAAAUAUUAUCUCCUUAAGACACCUUUGCUUAUAGUACUUUCUUUAGAAUGUUUGUUUGUUAUCUUUAUUACUGCGUAUUGGGUUUAAUCUUGUAUUCUACUAGUUGUUGUAUCUGUAGAUAGUUGUACACUCGUUUCUGCAUCUUGUAUUUGUGGUAAUUGUGGCUAACUUUAUAAGAAACUUAUGAACAAUAUUUCAUACCAGGCCGGCCUAAUUUAGGUAUUAUACUUCGAAAUGCUACAAUUAAGAAUCCUCAACUAUCCCUUAUUAAAAUCACCCAAAAAAAUUC
This is a messenger RNA of Photinus pyralis (common eastern firefly), 2117 nucleotides long. Its product is annotated as COA8 family protein CG14806, mitochondrial-like. Gene Ontology annotation, cellular component: mitochondrion; membrane; oligosaccharyltransferase complex. The record is from RefSeq and is a predicted model, not a curated record. The transcript has 4 exons. The coding region runs from base 106 to 624 and encodes 172 amino acids. Lineage: Eukaryota; Metazoa; Arthropoda; Insecta; Coleoptera; Lampyridae. Gene Ontology annotation, biological process: intrinsic apoptotic signaling pathway.